AUGGAGGAGCUGAGGAGGAGAAGAGGAACAAUGAAAUCUUCACAAAAAAAACAUGAAAAGGGGAAUGAAGUGAGACAUCAGAAAUCUGCAAAGGAAAACAAUGGGUCCCCAACAACAACAACCAGAGAUGAAUCACUCAGUUAGCGGCACAGAUCUGCACACUGGACACAACCUGAACGCCUGCCGAGAAGAUUCCCCUACGCCGAGUUCAGUCCAAGUUCCUGAUGUCGUCCACAAACUUUAAAGGAUCAGCUCCUCCCUUGGCCUGAAGUGUAAAUAGUUUUGAUAAAAUUGUUGUUUUUUUUGGGACGCUACGACCAUCAGACAGGACAUCAACGUUAGCUGAGGGUGUUUUUCUGAAACAGGAAACACAGAUGUAAAGUUAACAAAAAAGAAAACAAACUCAUUAAAAAUCUACUUUUAAAGUUUCCCUACUAUUAUUUUUAUCAUUAAAUUGAAACCUGCCUACAUUUUCCCGUGUGAAUAUAGAGUAAACCAGGAGUGUCCACCCUGUAGCCCGUUUUGUGUGUCAUUUUUAUAAUAUUUUGUUUUGUUUUUGUUGUUUUUCAUCUUUUUAAAAUCUGACUUUUGUCGUUUGUCUCGUUUUGUCAUUGAGUUCAUUUUUUGUCUCUUUUUCGUUUUGUUUUGUGUCAUUUGUCUCAUUCUUUGUAAUAUUUUGUCUUGUUUUUGAUGUUUUGUGUCGUCCUUUGCCUGACUUUUGUCCUUUUGUUUCCUUUUUGUCUCUCUUGUGUUUUUGUCUUAUUUAGGUCAUUUUGUGUUUUCCUUACUCGUUGUUUUGUGUCUCAUUUUUGUCAUUUGUCUAUUAUUUUAUUACUUUGUAACUUUUUUCUCUUUUUUUGUUUUGUUCUGUGUCAUUUGUCUCAUUUUUUGUCAUUAUGGGUCUCGUUUUUGUUAUUUUUUGUCUUUUUAGUAAUAUUUUGUCUUGUUUUUUGUCUUUCUUUGUCUUCUUCUGUGGUUGUGAUCCUUCAGUAAAUCCUCCAUGCUUCAGUUCCAGGUGACUAAAUGUUGUGUUCCUUUGUAGACACUCUGUGAUCUGGAAGUAGUAAUGUGGAAAUGAUAAACUGAGGAUGAAUGUGGAUGAAACUAAGUUUAUUUUUCUCCAUAAAUUUCAGGUUGUUCAUGAUGUUUAGUAAAAAGAUAAUUCCUUAAAUGUGAACAUUUGUGCAGUAAAACAAAGGAACCAUGAGGAGUUGUGGUUAUUUAGAGGUUAUUCUGCUGUGGUUUUACUGGUUUUACUGGUCUGGUCCACUGGAGAUCAGACUGGACUGAACUAAGAUGAUUUCGACUCUCCUGCUGUCAGUGACAGUCCAUCUCCACCAAACGCCUCACUGAGCUUUCAGACUCCACACCAACCAGGCAGAUGUUUGAAAGGCCACGAUGAAAACACGGUUAUGGAUCCAGCAGCAGCAGCCAGAUGUUUGAUACCGGCAGAUUUAAACAGAACUGGAACCAGACGGGCUGCUGGAGUCCAUCUGAGGGGAACAAAGGUCUGACUGAGAGCAGAUCAGCUGAUCUAGACUUAUCCCAGUAUGGAGGUCAGCAUCUGGAGGCCUGCUGGAGCUUUAAUCUGGGCAGACUGGGCCUGACGCUCCUACUCAGGUUCCUGUGAUUUUAGAAAAUUACGCUAUUUCCAGCGUCUUUUAUGCGCGGCGAAACUUUGAACUUUGGACUCAGCGGAGAGUCCUCUCUGCUGAAAGCAUCUGGCGAGAAACACAGACCUUUGGAGUUAUGCUUGGUGUAGGAAGGAAAAUGUGGACCAGAUUUUCACAAACCUGGCGUUCUCUGGAGUAAAAACGAACUAGAUUUCCCCAAAGGUGACUGAGAAACUUGGAGCUGAGUGACAGAGACGCUCUGACAGGGAGUGGCAGUACAGACACGCCCACAGACACUUUUUUUUUUAGUCAGGGGAUAGUUAUCACUCUUUGGGAGAGCAGCACGUCCUUCACUGGCUUUGGCCACAGAUCACUCUCUGCUAGACACCAAAGAUGCACAGAAAAUGAAGAUUUUGUUUCAGAUGUAAUAUAUUACUGCUACUACUAAUAAUAAUAAUAAUAAUAAAAAUAAUUAUUAAUUAUAAUAAAAAUAAAAUAAUAAUAAUAAUAAAACAACAAUAAUAAUAACAUUCAUAAUAAACAUAUUCUAGCAAUGGAGAACACCAGGACUCUGGAUUCUCCCUGUGGUCCUAAAGCCUGUUUAAUUGCUUUUGUCAUUGUAGAGAUUAUGGUGGACAGAAAAAGCUUUUUGGAAUGGUACAAAUUCAUUUAUGUAAAAUUUUAUUGUGACUCCUCAUGAUUUUGUAAAUAGUUGUGCAAAAACACCUAAAAAAAUUCUUGCAUUUUAGUGCAAAUAGUGGUAUAUAACAGUGUUAACUGCUAAAUUUGUACAUUAUUUUAUUACAAACAAUUUAUAUUUACAUUAUAAGUUCUGAAAAAGAUUCAUUACACAUGUUUAUGGUGUCCACAGCAAAAAAUCUAACUUUUUUCUACUCGGAUUUUGUAUUUUUUCUGCUAUUUUAGGUCAAGUGUGUCCAUACAUUAUAUCAAAAUGUCUAAAUAAUUAUAGAAUCACACAGGUGAGGUUGUGCAGAAAAAAAAAGAUACCAAGCAAAGCAAGAUCAACAGCUUUUAAGGUGAAAUAUAGAGGUAAAAUCAGAAUUAGUCAAAAACGGACCGAACCUCCCCCCCAGGCCCUAAGGGUUAAGAGCCCAGCUCUUCUGUGAUCUGCAGAUUCUGUUCCAUUCUGUGCUGAAUUAAACAUUUUACUGAUUCAGUUUCAUUCAAUUUAACUUUGAAUAACAAUUUAGUAAUUUAAUCACACCUAUAUGGCAGAUUUGAAUGAUCCCAUCCCCUUUAUUGAUUUACUUUAAUCCUUAUUAAUUAAUAUAAGAUUUCUAUGUUCUUCCCCAUUUUAUUGUUAAUUUAAGACGUUGCUAAUCUAGAUUCCUCUUAAGUAUUUUUCUCACGAACUUAAUAUUUUAACCUUAAUUCCCAAUAUUGUUUUAUGGUUUAAUACUUUAACUUUUAUUCUUGUUUGAACAUCUGGGCUUUGUUUGAACCUUUCUGCCCUUUCUUUGUCCUGCUGCGCGUACGUGACAACUCAGCGCAUCUCUGAAACCACAGACCCCCCUUCUUCUUCCGGGUGUUGCAUUUGGUUUAACGGAUGUUCUAUAUUUUUCUUUAAAAACUGUCACCUGUCCUCGUCAAACUGCCAUCCUGGAUGUUAUUCUUAUUCAGCUCGUCAGUUUGAAGCGAGGGGGAGAAUUUUCCCCUCAGCUUUUUAAAGGUCAGUUGUAACCACAGGCUUUUAGCUCAGUGGAGCGUGAAGUAUUUACCUUAAACACAUUUUCCUUUAGGUUAGACGUUGAAACUUGCACAACCUGCUUAGAUCAGCACUUCUUCUUCAGGUUACGAGCUAAAGCUCAAACUUGCAUUCAUAAGCACUUUAAUAUAUUUGAUUAUAGGGUUAAUACAAGUUGCAAGCACAUUAAUAUAUGAUUGAUUACAUGAUAUGAUUAAAUGAAGAUUAAUGAUGAUUAUAAGUAAUAAGUAAAAGAGUAUUUAAAGCAUUUGAUAGUUUAAUAGAUAUGAAAAAAUGAAUAUUCCUCACAUUAGGUCACUUGGUUUGUUUAGAAGAAAAAAAGUCCAAUUUUAUACCUAAACAGCCUUUUUAAUCAACUAAUCAGUCCAAACUGCAAAACCUUUAUAAAUCAACUAAAAUACUGAAGCUCCUCACAUCUGAGAAGCUGAAUAUGUGAAAAAUGCGGCAAUUUUAAAUGAACAAUGAUGAUUAAAACAACUUAAUUCAUAACAAAACAUGAUAUUCUGUCAGCUCUUCAAGUGUUUUGAGGAGAAAAUUAAGUAAAACUAUUAAAAUAAAUAAAAAUAAUGAAGAUCUUCAAAUCUGAGAAGCUUCAUUUGUAAAACAUUUAAGAUUUAAAUGAUCAAAAUAGUAAAAUAUGUGACUAAACUUUGGAUUUUUUAAGUUUUUCGUGUGUUUUCUUUGAAAAACUCUUGAUUUUUUUUUAAAGCUGUCAGGUGGAGAAGGAGGAUAAAGUACCAUUAAAAGAGAAGUACAGAUCAGUAGAAGUACUUGUAGGUCAGCAGAAGUAUUUGAAGGUCAGCAGAAGUACUUGUAGGUCAGCAGAAGUACUUGAAGGUCAGCAGAAGUACUUGAAGGUCAGCAGAAGUAUUUGAAGGUCAGCAGAAGUACUUGAAGGUCAGCAGAAGUAUUUGAAGGUCAGCAGAAGUACUUGAAGGUCAGCAGAAGUAUUUGAAGGUCAGCAGAGGUACUUGUAGGUCAGCAGAAGUACUUGUAGGUCAGCAGAAGUACUUGAAGGUCAGCAGAAGUACUUGAAGGUCAGCAGAAGUAUUUGAAGGUCAGCAGAAGUACUUGAAGGUCAGCAGAAGUAUUUGAAGGUCAGCAGAAGUACUUGAAGGUCAGCAGAAGUACUUGAAGGUCAGCAGAAGUACUUGUAGGUCAGCAGAAGUACUUGUAGGUCAGCAGAAGUACUUGAAGGUCAGCAGAAGUACUUGAAGGUCAGCAGAAGUAUUUGAAGGUCAGCAGAAGUACUUGUAGGUCAGCAGAGGUACUUGUAGGUCAGCAGAGGUACUUGUAGGUCAGCAGAAGUACUUGUAGGUCAGCAGAAGUACUUGUAGGUCAGCAGAAGUACUUGUACUGUACACAGGGGUGUCCUGGGGCCAAAAAUGACCCCUGGCAUUUUUGGCCCACAACAUCAUCGAUUGACUGAAUCAAGCACUAAUUUUUGAAUGCGAGGACAAAAACUGACAGAAAGGUUGGAUUUCAGAACAAAAAUUCAAGAACAUCUUUAGAGACCUGUACAAACUUGUUGGCAAGUUGGAAAAAAAUGAAAUCCAGUAGAGCAAGGGUAUUCUGGAGACCGGAAGUGGUCAUCAGCAAGGGUGGAGCCAAACGACAACAGCCAGAGAGCAGUGAUUGGUCAGACCAUAGAUAUAUAGUCUAAUAUUUUGCUGGUGUGAAAUAAUCACGCUUCCAGUGACUUGACCUUCACAUUCAUUUACUGAAGCACAGUUACAGAACGGGCUGCUGUUCUGGCUGGAACCGGCUGGAACGUUACCAGCCUCAGGCCCAACACAAACUUGUCUAAAAGUCCCUUGUGACCGACAGCUGCCAGUCUGUCUUAAAGGCGCAAAACAUGAUUAACUCAGAACAUUACACUGCUCCCCCCAAGUGUUGGGGGGAGCAGGUUGUUGGGUUAGGGGGUGAGAAAAUUAAUGUCAAAGUAUGCUGAAAUUUCAAUCGUCCGACUGGCCAACGGCAGAUGGGCCUCCCGUAUGAGAGAGGUUCUGCUUAAGGUUUGUCCCUGUUAAAAAGGAGUUUUUCAUUGCCACUUUCGUCUGAGGGCUUGCUCUGGGGGUUUCAGGCCAUAAGGGUUUGUAAAGCGUCUUGAAACAUUUUAAUUGUAAUUGGUGCUAUAUAAAUAAAACUAAAUUGAAGUGAAUUGAAUUGAGUAUCAGCCAUUAUGCAUCAACACAACUGAAAUUUCAGCAUACUUUGACGUUAAUUUUCUCUAAAAUUUUACAGUAAAAUCAGGUGAUAUUGUGCAGGUGGUAGCUGGGAUGACCCCUGACAAGGCCACGGUGAGAGAUCUUUGUCACUGCCUCAGGAUUUGGAGAUAACGAAAGUCAAAAUCUGAAUAACAGCAUGUAUUUGCAGCGGACGUCUCUCAGCCUGGCUGCUCAGCGCCUGUGAUAAUAUUACCGUAUUACGCAGAAUAGCCACGCAACGCCCAGAGUGCGGGCGGCUCACUUGACCGCAGUUUAACGGAGUGCUUCCUCCGACAGAAGCAGAUCACCGUAGAGUGAGGAGGAUGGCGCCCAGUUUCACUACUAAAGGUUCCUACUACUAGCUUAACCCUAUAAUUCUUGAAUCAUUAAGUAAUUGACAGAAAAUUCAAUUUUUUUCGGGUUAAAGGUUAAAAUACCAUAAAAUGCGUCGAAAAACGAGUAGCGGAAGUGACGUGUUUGCGCACAUGCGCAGUACAAAUCAGGUUUCCGGGACGGAUCGGGUAGUGACAAGGAGAAGCCAGUUUCAAAGGGAGAAAAGUCGUUACAGUGGUGGAAGUCAAAUGAGGUGAAGUACCCCUUUUUGUCAAGGUGAUCGGCAGGAGGAGAGUCUGAUGGAGGAGCUGAGGAGGAAAAGAGGAACAAUGAAAUCUUCACAAAAAAAACGUGAAAAGGGUAAUGAAGUGAGACAUCAGAAAUAUGCAGAGGAAAACAAUGGGUCCCCAACAACAACAACCAGAGAUGAAUCACUCAGUUGUGAGCAAUGCAGCAAGACUUUUAUCACAGCUAGAAAGCUAAGAAUUCACAAACGCAUUCACAGUGGAGUUAGAGCAUUCAGCUGUGACCAGUGUGAGAAGACUUUUACUCACAAGAGUCAUUUAUCAACACACCAACUCAUUCACAGUGGACUAAAACCAUUCAGCUGUGACCAGUGUGGGAAGACUUUUACUCAAAAGAGUCAUUUAUCAACACACCAACUCAUUCACAGUGGAGUAAAACCAUUCAGCUGUGACCAGUGUGGGAAGACUUUUACUCACAAGAGUAAUUUAACAACACACCAACUCAUUCACAGUGGAGUUAAAACAUUUAGCUGUGACCAGUGUGGGAAGACUUUUACUCAAAAGACUAAUUUAACAACACACCAACUCAUUCACAGUGGAGUUAAAACAUUCAGCUGUGACCAGUGUGGGAAGACUUUUACUCACAAGAGGAGUUUAACAACACACCAACUCAUUCACAGUGGAGUUAAAACGUUCAGCUGUGACGACUGUGAGAAGACUUUUACUCACAGGAGUCAUUUAACAACACAUCAACACAUUCACAGUGGAGUUAAACCAUUCAGCUGUGACCAGUGUGGGAAGACUUUUACUCAAAAGAGUAGUUUAACAACACAUCAACUCAUUCACAGUGGAGUUAAACCAUUCAGCUGUGACCAGUGUGAGAAGACUUUUACUACCAAGAGUAGUUUAACAACACAUCAACUCAUUCACAGUGGAGUUAAACCAUUCAGCUGUGACCAGUGUGAGAAGACAUUUACUCACAAGACUAAUUUAACAACACACCAAUUCAGUCACAGUGGAGUUAAACCAUUCAUCUGUGACCAGUGUGGGAAGACUUUUACUCACAAGACUCAUUUAACAGCACACCAACUCAUUCACAGUGGAGUGAAACCAUUCGGCUGUGAUCAGUGUGGGAAGACUUUUACUCAAAAGAGUCAUUUAACAAGACACCAACUCAUUCACAGAGGAGUUAAACCAUUCAGCUGUGACCAGUGUGGGAAGACUUUUAUUACCAAGAGUAAUUUAACAAAACAUCAACUCAUUCACAGUGGAGUUAAACCAUUCAGGUGUUACCAGUGUGGGAAGACUUUUACUCAAAAGAGUAUUUUAACAACACACCAAUUCAUUCACAGUGGAGUUAAACCAUUUCGCUGUGACCAGUGUGGGAAGACUUUUACUGCCAAGAGUAAUUUAACAUUACAUCAACUCAUUCACAGUGGCGGUGAACCAUUCCACUGUGAUCAGUGUGUGAAAACCGUUACUGGACAUGAACAGUUGUUGAUCCAUCAAUGAACCCACUCUGGUAGAAAGCGGUACCACUGUGACUACUGUGAAAAAAACUUUCAAGCACCAAGGGAGCCUCAAAUAUCACCAAAGCCAACUCCACACUGGAUAUGAUGUGUUUGUAUAUGAUUACUGUGGCAAACCAUUUGUACAGUAUGCACAGUUAAAAGCCCAUGAAGUGACCCACACCGGGGUUAAACCAUACCUUUGUGACCAGUGUGGGAAAGGCUACAGCUACAUUCAACACCUCAAAGCUCACCAAUGUGUCCACACUGGGAAGAGACCAUACAGAUGUGAUGAGUGUAAGAAGACUUUUGCAACUUUGGGUUCCCUGAAUCAACACGAGCAGAUCCACAGCAGAAAGAAAGCAUUCAAUCAGUGUCACAGUAAGGUAUGUAAAGGUUGUCUCAGCAACAGUGUGCACACAAUUAUGCAUUGGAUAUUUUGGAUAUUGUUAUGAAAUUUAGUGGGAUACUGUUUUGAACAACUGGGGCCAGUCUUGACACAGAAAUUUGGUCCAAGUUAAUCUGGAGAUGUAGGUAAGAUUGGGAAUUGUGAUGUGAUCAGCAUCAGCACAAACUUGUUCUCACCACAUAAUGUUGAAAAGACAUGACAUCAGUGUUAAAUCUGUAAAUUGUAAUAUUUUGUCUUGUUUUUGAUGUUUUGUGUCUUCCUUUGCCUGACUUUUGUCCUUUUGUUUCCUUUUUUAUCUCGUGUUUUUUUUGUCUUAUUUAGGUCAUUUUGUGUUUUCCUUACUCGUUGUUUUGUGUCUCGUUUUUGUCAUUUGUCUAUUAUUUUAUUACUUUGUAACUUUUUUGUCUCAUUUUUUGUUUUAUUCUGUGUCAUUUGUCUCAUUUUUGUUGUUAUGGGUCUUGUUUUUGUUGUUUUUUUGUCUUUUUAGUAAUAUUUUGUCUUGUUUUUUGUCCUUUUUGUCUUCUUUUGUGGUUGUGAUCCUCCAGUAAAUCCUCUCUGCUUCAGUUCCGGGUGAUUAAAUGUUGUGUUCCUUUGUAGACACUCUGUGAUCUGGAAGUAGUAAUGUGGAAAUGAUAAACUGAGGCUGAAUGUUAAGGAGUUGAAUUUAUUUUUCUCCAUAAAUUUCAGGUUGUUCAUGAUGUUUAGUAAAAAGAUAAUUCCUUAAAUGUGAACAUUUCUGCAGUAAAACAAAGGAACCAUUA
This is a messenger RNA of Acanthochromis polyacanthus (spiny chromis), 8802 nucleotides long. Its product is annotated as zinc finger protein 665-like. Gene Ontology annotation, molecular function: DNA-binding transcription repressor activity, RNA polymerase II-specific; RNA polymerase II cis-regulatory region sequence-specific DNA binding; DNA-binding transcription activator activity, RNA polymerase II-specific. The transcript is spliced from 5 exons. The record is from RefSeq and is a predicted model, not a curated record. Gene Ontology annotation, biological process: regulation of immune system process; regulation of cytokine production; negative regulation of transcription by RNA polymerase II. Gene Ontology annotation, cellular component: nucleus. The coding region runs from base 6179 to 7636 and encodes 485 amino acids. Lineage: Eukaryota; Metazoa; Chordata; Actinopteri; Pomacentridae.